AUGAGUGAGUCCAGUCCCCCGACCACUGAACGCUCAGCUGUCGAUGGCCGCGAUGGCACUACUGUGAGUCAGGCGCGCGACUUUGCGAGUGGGGAAGAGCGGAUGAGGCUGAGAAGCGGUAGAAUCAUCGUCUUUGAUGCUGACGAAGCAACGAACCUCGUCGCUGCUCGUGAGGCUGCAAAGAAGUUCAUGAGCCUUUUUCCUGACAAAGUGGGGCCGCGCGGCCUAAUGAAACCUAACGGUCAAGUCGACAAACUGAACGUAGAAGCCGUGAAGAGCUACAUGAACUCGCAUCCUCAAACAAAUGCAGCUGUGGUAGGACUGUUUGGCGCCAACGCACGCGAUCCAAUGCCACGCGCAAGAAUUAUACUUCGUCGGAUUUUCCAGGCAGAGAAACUGCGCGUUCAUGCCCCGAAAGAAUAUUUAAAGUCGUUUCUAGCGAAAGGUCAUAGGCCUGCGGCGGUCGUCGUUGCUCUCACGAGAAUGGUAGGUCCGGAAGUUUCCGAAGAGGAAUUGGUGCGCAUAGUGGUUUUUUAUGUCAGUGAGUAUGCUAAGACGCGUGGGAAGAAAGUCGGCAACAAUGUGUUGCGUAAAGUGAGGUCGGCAGUCCGCAACAUCAUGGACAAACUCGCACAUAAGCAACCGGUCGCGCAGACGAGUGCAGGCGACAAAUCUCCCACACAGCCUCUACACGAGAGGCUGAUAAAAGCUGGCGACCAAUGA
Molecule: messenger RNA, 723 nt
Organism: Hyaloperonospora brassicae
Lineage: Eukaryota; Oomycota; Peronosporomycetes; Peronosporales; Peronosporaceae
Source: the annotation of a GenBank genome assembly